Lymnaea stagnalis (great pond snail) is the source of this 628-nucleotide messenger RNA. NCBI's taxonomy places the organism in Eukaryota, Metazoa, Mollusca, Gastropoda, Lymnaeidae. The record is from the annotation of a GenBank genome assembly.
AGCGAAUUCAUUACGAAAUCGUUCUUAGAAACACAGAGAUUUAUUAUUGAAUCCACUGUUAGAGAGGCAAAAUUUGUACCGGUCAUUGGGACAAGCACAACCAAUCUACAUGUUAUCGAGGUUGAUAUCGUGCCUUGUUUAGCGACUUUAAAAACGGAGACCAUCAGGACAAAACUUUCAUGGUUGCCUCUACACUCUAAAAAACGCAAAGGAAAAGAUGGUGUAUUUGGAUUCUCAGAAACAGGCCUUCCAAAAGUUUUGAAUCCCGAAGAAAUGAAUCACUUUGAGAAUAACAAGCAAACAAUCAAUCAACAAAGAAAACAAGAAGAGGGUACCAAGAAAAGAAACGAUCAGCCAAACUUAAGAAGGCGGAUCCUAAAUUUGUUGACAGGAGGGGAAGAAAUUAUGCAAGACCAGGUGUAUCCUUUCUUUUUGACAAGUACAAUAGAUCAUCAUUCUAUGGACAUGCCAUAUCUGUUGGCGAACACGCAAUUUGUAAAACAACUGCAACCUGAAAUUGUGUUUGAUUUUGAUCCUACGGGGUCAACAAAUGGUAUCUAUAAAAGUCUUGACAGUGAGCAGGAAGUUGAAAUGAGAGUAGUGACAUCGGAUUCAUUUGACAAGGCAC